AUGUGGCUAAUCGGAAUCCACUUCGGUGAAGAUGACCCUCCUGAGAUCACAGUGGAAGAGAAGACAUCACAGGCUUGGGAGAAACCACCACUGGGAUACUUUAAGUGCAACGUGAGCACGGUGUGGGAAGCACAAACUGGUAAUGUCGGUGCAGCUUGGAUUGUUAGAGAUUCUUUUGGGGAAGCUUUAUUUCAUAGUCGAUGUUCCUUUGUCGGAAUUCGGUCUCUGGUGGAAGCUACUAUGAUCGGCAUGGUGUGGACAACAGAAGCUCUGAAUGACAUUCAGGUGAGGAGAAUCAUUCUUGAAACUUCUUCUCCCCAAGCUCAGAAGAACUUUUCUCAGGCAUCCCUUCCAUGGAGCCUAAACUCACUUUGGAAGAGAUUUCGGAGAGCUCUGGAUCGGUUUGAAACUUAUCGAGUGGUUCGCAUCAAUGACGGGUGUAACACAAUUGCUCAAAACAUUGCAGAGAGUGCCUUGCAGGUCCAAUGGCAGCAAUCUUAUUUGGCAAGGAAUGGCCCGGAAUGGCUCGAUGCUCGUAUCAAUAUGGAAGCAUCAGUUGUGGUAUAA
Molecule: messenger RNA, 567 nt
Organism: Brassica napus (rape)
Lineage: Eukaryota; Viridiplantae; Streptophyta; Magnoliopsida; Brassicales; Brassicaceae
Exons: 2
Coding region: 1-567 (188 amino acids)
Molecular function (GO): RNA-DNA hybrid ribonuclease activity; nucleic acid binding
Source: RefSeq, a predicted model, not a curated record